Messenger RNA from Manacus vitellinus (golden-collared manakin), 2534 nucleotides. It is a transcript of the gene TERF1, whose product is annotated as telomeric repeat binding factor 1. Gene Ontology annotation, molecular function: telomeric repeat DNA binding; protein homodimerization activity. Lineage: Eukaryota; Metazoa; Chordata; Aves; Passeriformes; Pipridae. Gene Ontology annotation, cellular component: nucleus; chromosome, telomeric region. The transcript has 10 exons. Gene Ontology annotation, biological process: telomere maintenance. The record is from RefSeq and is a predicted model, not a curated record. Bases 3 to 1097 code for a protein of 364 amino acids.
ACAUGGCAGCGGCGGCCGGCGGCGCUCCGAGAGCGGGGCAGGGCCGCGGCGGUCCCUGCGUCUGUUCGCCCCCGCUGGCUGCGGUGGAGGCCGUGGCCGCGGACUGGAUGCUAGAGUUCGCCUGCUCCUGCCUGUGCCGGCACUUCGGGGAUAGGAGCGGGGCGGAGUUCCGGCGCUGGAGCGACGUGUCGCAGGCUCUUAUCAAUGGCUUUUUCAAAAUACCUACACAUCAGAAAAAAACAGUUUAUCUCUGUCAGCUUUUGAUAAGAAUUGCAAAAGGAAAAAACCUCGAAUUACAGUUUGAAAAUGGUCAAACAAUUUCACCUUUGGAAUCUGCUCUGGCUUUCUGGACUUUACUUGAAAAGGAAGAAAUUAAACUGGAAAAGCUUCAUGAAGAUAUUCGUCGCUUAAUUCAAAUUCAGAUUGUAGCAGUUCAUAUGGAAAAUGGAUAUUUUAAGGAGGCUACCGAACUUCUUGAAAGGCUGUUUACAGACUCUGAAUCAGAUAAGCCUUUAAGGAUGAAGCUGGCAACCAUAAUUAAAAACAAGGAUCCAUAUGUUCCUCUUCUCCAAAGCUUCAGUUACAGUCUUUUAAUAAGUAAAAUCAAGUUCUACAUUGAACUUUUCAUGAAAGAAAAGGAAACCGACUUCUUAAUACAGGAAGCCACAAAAUAUGCAGAGUCUAAAGGAUUGGAAGCAAUACCAUUGCAAAACAAAUCUAUGAGUGUCAGUGAAAAUGAUGAAAGUAAUUUGGUCACAAAACAAAGAUUGGUGACAGAGCAACAGUAUAUCACAAAUCAGUCUCCUGGAGACAUAAAAAAAUCCACAGAAAGGCCUUAUUCAGGGCAGAAACACACAGGGAGCAGAGUUCUUCAGAGUCUGAACAACGUACAGAAUGUGGAAAACCAUGAAGUUUCAGCUUGUGGCCGAAGAAGACAGCGAUGGACUUACAAAGAAGACUUGGAACUGAAAUCAGGAGUAAAGAUGUUCGGAGUGGGUAACUGGGCUAAAAUUUUGGCCCAUGGUAACUUCGACAACCGAACAAGUGUCAUGUUAAAAGACCGAUGGAGAACAUUGUGCAGGAUUGACCUAGCCUAGCUUUCCAGAAUAACAACUUAUUUUAGUCUCAAAGUGUCCAGCAGUGUUGUUGUCCUAAAACGUGAAACAGAAUAGUAAUAGGUAUAAAACAUUUAUGUAAGCAAAGUUGUUCAGGUGAUGACUUUAAUGUGAAGCCUAAUACAUAGUGUGAACUUUAUGGCAGAUGAACCUUGGCUAAUAUUAAAAAAGUUCCUUAUUACUAGUUAAAAAUGCUCAUGUGUAAUAGUGACAUGAAGUUCUGGGAAGUCUACUUCCUUAACACUGACUGUGGAGUCACCUAUGAAGGUGGGUGAACAUGAGAACUGAAAUGUAGAGGAAGAAUACUUACGCACUUGUAGUAUAAACAACUGUCUAGAUGAUGCUGGGAAGGAAUCAAGGAUCUAAACUGAAAUCUGGUUUUAACACUCAAACUUUCAUUUUUAUUUACUCUUGCUAUUCAGUGAUGACAGUAACUAUCAUCAGACUUGAGAAUGUUUGGCUGGCUUGCUACUGAGUAGGAGCAGUGCCUGUAGACAGGGCUGUGGCCAGUAGAGAAUGCGAACUUCAGGAAAAGCAACCACUAUGAUUAGAAAUAUUAGCUCUUAAUUACCAAAGAGAAACAUGGAAACAUGCUUCUAGUGUUCUAAUAGAAAAUCAGUCUUAGCAUUUUGUAUUAAGGCAGAGAGAGUUUCCCAAAAUGCUUCUUCUAAAGUUCUGACUCCUUUAAAAUUUGUUUAGGCUCCAGAAAAUGCAGCAUAAAGAUGUAGAUUUCUUGGCAUUGAUGUUAAUAUUCUCAAUCUUUUUGUUGUUGCUGUUUUAAAGGUCUUUUAAACUUUUAUGUAAAAAUAAAGCUAUGCACCAGGGGACAUGAACAGUGUUCCAGUUGCCGAAUCUUCUUCCAGGUUCCUUGGCACUGAGAGUUGCCAACUGCUUCCCAGUGUAAGAUUUUACCUCUGAAAUGUGACAAUAAAUGAGGAAUUAGAAGACUGAAAAUUGUGUAUUUCAUGUUAAUGGGUUAUGUAGUAUAACAUGUCAGAAGAUUUUAUUUGCUUAAUCAUGUAGGACUCAUCUAGCUCUUGAAAUGGUUUAUGGAGCAGGCACUAUAUUCUGAAGUAUAUAUAUACAGGAUGGUGGAUUGAGUAUCUGGUUGUACAAGUAUCAAGUUGUAUGCAUAUUAAUGAAAGUAUGGAUCAAGUAAAAAUCUGUUAUGAAUAAUAAAUGUCUACUUUCACAUUUAGUUUUCUAUAAACCAGGUAUAUAGGUUUGAGGGGCGUACUGAUGCACUGCUAUUAAACCUGCAAUCAGAUUUGGAUUAUGACAGGAAAUACCAUUUUUAUGUAAAAGUGCCUGUAACUGUAAAAAGUCCUCUUGCACUACAGAAGUUGCAUUAUUCCUUCACAAUUGUAAAUAAAGCUUGCAAAGCAUUGAACUCUUAUAUUGAAAUGACUUCCCAAUUCU